UUGUUCAAAACAAUAAUGACUCAAUUUAGUAAUUACCAAAAAAGAAGGCUUUAAAACAAUAAUACAACCCAUAUUUUUUUAAAUUAAAUGUUUAAGUAUUAAAAAUGUUAAAAUACAUGAUUAUUGUGCUUUGUCCUUUAAGUUUUUUAAAAGCGGAUUAUCAAAUACUACAGUCAAAUUUAAUAUUACAAUACAAUGGAAACAAUAAUUUUUCAACUAAUCCAGAAAAAUGUUAUGAAAUAUUGCAAGAUUUUUCCGAACAGGCUUCAAAUUUUACCUGGUGUUCGAUUUUAAAUUCAAAACCGAUUACCCUAUGCGAAAGGUGUGUCGAGAAAUAUGUGACAUUUCGUGAUAAAUACCAAGAAUUAGUUAACACUACAGUAAAUGGGACUUCCUGUAGAUCUAUAUUUAUUUCACAAGACAGAUUAAAUGCAGUUCAGGAAUAUCAUGACAAUAUUCUAUCUAUAUGGAAUAAAGGAAACUGUAAUGGAUGCUUUGAUUGGACUAAGGGAAAGCCAGCGCUCACAAAUGAUACAAUACAUUUCUAUAAAAUGUGUAAUGAUACUUUGGAUUGUAUUGUAAAAAAUAUGAAUUCUGAUAAUACUGAAGUUUGCAAUAGAUGUAUGCAGUCUUAUAUGCAAUUAGAUAAUUUCUACAAAACUUUAAGUUCCGAUUCAAUUGGUGUUGAUAGUGUUUGUAUGGAUAUUGUUGAUUCUAUGAAUGCAACAAGAUAUAUUUGGAGCAAAAGUCUUAACUGCUGCAAAUUGAGGAAAAAACCAGAAAUAGUAUUUUUGUGUUGUGCAGGAAUCAUAGCUUUCUUGCCAUUAAUAUACUAUUUGGCAGUGCGCUUUUGUGGACCAAUCAGAGAUUUACCUAAUGUGCUUAAGCAAUCAAGAUUCAAACAAACUAUUUUGAGGUCAAUAAAUGGAAGAAAUGACUAGGUUUUAAUAUGUUUAUAUACAAUAAAGGAAAUAAGUAAAAUAUGAAAUGUUA
Messenger RNA from Nymphalis io (European peacock), 993 nucleotides. RefSeq names its product osteopetrosis-associated transmembrane protein 1. The transcript is spliced from 5 exons. The coding region runs from base 105 to 941 and encodes 278 amino acids. The record is from RefSeq and is a predicted model, not a curated record. Lineage: Eukaryota; Metazoa; Arthropoda; Insecta; Lepidoptera; Nymphalidae. Gene Ontology annotation, cellular component: cytosol.